AUGCCUUGCUCUUCCAGAGCUGGUCUCCAGUUCCCCGUUGACCGAAUCGAGCGGCUGCUCUGCAAGGGUCACUAUGCCGAGCAUUUCGAAGUCGGAACCCCCGUCUUCCUGGCCACCAUCCUUGAGUACCUGACUGACGAAAUCCUUGAAUUGGCUGGCAAUGUGACCCAGGACAACAAGAAGACCAGUAUCAUUCCCUGCCACCUGCAGCUCACCAUCCAGAAUGACAAUGAACUCAACAAGCUGCAGGGAAGGGUCACCAUGGCCCAGGGUGGGGUCCUGCCCAACAUCCAGGCUGUGCUGCUGCCCAAGAAAACUGGGCACCCCAGCAAGGCCCUCACGAUCCUAAGCCCAGGCCACAGCCACAGCAGGAGACUGAAGAUCCCACUUCUGUCCUUGCCUACAACUGGUCCUCAGGAACCAGAUGUCUAA
Messenger RNA from Carcharodon carcharias (great white shark), 432 nucleotides. Its product is annotated as histone H2A, sperm-like. NCBI's taxonomy places the organism in Eukaryota, Metazoa, Chordata, Chondrichthyes, Lamniformes, Lamnidae. The record is from RefSeq and is a predicted model, not a curated record. Gene Ontology annotation, cellular component: nucleosome. The transcript is spliced from 3 exons. Gene Ontology annotation, molecular function: protein heterodimerization activity; structural constituent of chromatin; DNA binding. The coding region runs from base 1 to 432 and encodes 143 amino acids.